ACAGGGACGGGUGCUCGUUUUUCGGUGCGCUUGCGGGUCUUGUUCCCGGAAAAGUGUUGGCACUAACCGCCUGGAAACUGCACAUAGGCAACCGCAAGGAAAAGUGCAGCCUGUCUGAAUGAAAGAUACACCGUGCCUGUCUUCCCUUCCAGCCACGCAGUAUUGCUCCUCCUUUCCCUGGCCUCUGUCCAUGAUAUCCGUCUCUACCCGUCGGGCCCGCCCCAGCCGACGAGGAGCAAGACUACGUCGCUCUCCCACCCUCAUGCCUACCUUCCUCCUCCUCCUGCUUGUCGCGCCCAGCGCCACUUUUCGAUUUUCGUUUGCGGCCACCAAUUUCCCGAGCGGGACGGCCACAGGAGAUGGACGCUUGGAAGUCUACAACAGUAUAAGCCGGGGUGGCUUUUUCUCGGAGACCUGGGACGUGCACCACAGCAAGAGCAAGAUGCGCGUGCGCCAGGUCCCUGGUGAUGGGUCUUGCCUUUUCCAUGCCAUUUACGUGGCGUUGGCGUACGCGACAAACGGCUCACACCCCCAGGAAGACUACGAGGCGAUGUGCAAGGCCGCAGGGGUGCUCAGACAGACAGCCUUGGAUUAUCUCUCGGACGAUCCCAGUCGAUUGUUGACCGUAACGUACAACCAGGAUAUGAAAAGCCAGGAGCUCUUGGACAUGACGAGCAAGGAAAUGGGCCUGUCGGCGGAGCAGUACCUGGUCCGCCUGCGUGACCCGAAGGAAUGGGGGGGGGGGCUAGAAAUUGUCGCCCUCGCCAACGCCCUGGAGCGUCCCAUAUUUUUGUAUGAGCUUAAGCCCGUGGGGUUGCUCUUCUGGUCAAGGCUGGCAAUCAUUUUCUAGCCCUGUUUCCUUGUGAAGAUGCUUCUACCGUUCCUACGUCCGAUAAUUCUGUUCCCGCCCCCUCUGCGGCUCCAGUAGCAUCAAGCCUCGAAAAUAGUGGGAGUCACGCAUUCGGUCGGCGCGUCUUUUUGAGGGGGCGUAUGCUAAAACGGUUGCAAGCGCGGUUUAUGUCAACCUUGUUUUUCAGAGGAAGUGGAGGGGGGGGACGGGAAAGAAGAAAGGGAGUAGGAGAGAACAAAUGGAAGAAAAGAUAGGGUCGAGAGGUUUUGGAAAUAUGCAUGAGAGAUGAGCGAAGUGUCGGGAAAGGCAGAGGCGUGUCCACGGGCUAAAUGGACUCGGGCCAGGAUGGCUCGUCUACGAGAGCAUAGGUAAAAUAGGAUUGUUGAAAAAGGUAAAGAACACUUUGUAUAACAUGUCACGUAAUUGUGUGGUAAUUGUUAAAUUUUGUACGUCUGAUGGAGUAAGCCAAAGUCACAUCUCUCUAGCCAUGAUUU
Nannochloropsis gaditana CCMP526 is the source of this 1344-nucleotide messenger RNA. RefSeq lists its product as uncharacterized. Gene Ontology annotation, biological process: protein deubiquitination; endoplasmic reticulum unfolded protein response. Gene Ontology annotation, cellular component: cytosol; nucleus. The record is from RefSeq and is a predicted model, not a curated record. Gene Ontology annotation, molecular function: cysteine-type deubiquitinase activity. The transcript is spliced from 4 exons. The coding region runs from base 119 to 850 and encodes 243 amino acids.